Molecule: messenger RNA, 1263 nt
Organism: Eimeria maxima
Lineage: Eukaryota; Apicomplexa; Conoidasida; Eucoccidiorida; Eimeriidae
Exons: 1
Coding region: 1-1263 (420 amino acids)
Source: RefSeq, a predicted model, not a curated record
AUGUUUGCGAGUAUUCUCCACUCUACCCGCAGGAGGAAAAGGCCACUGUACAUGACCUACUACGACUUGAAGAACGCCUUUGGAUCUAUUCCUCACAAGCACAUACACACUGUCCUGCAGGUUCAACGACUUCCGCAGCACGGUCGGGAGAUCAUCAUAGAUCUCUAUCAAGGAGCGAGCUUCUGCAUAUUGACGAAGGAGGGCUGCUCAGCCAGAAUAGAGAAUAAGAGGGGAGUCAAACAAGGUUGCCCUCUCAGCCCCAUUCUUUUCAAUCUUGCCAUUGAGCCGCUCCUGCAGCAGUUGGCCGCAUGCAACGAAGGCUUAGAACUACGCACGACAAAUGGGAAGCCUCCAGUCAAGGUUUCCCGCAUGGCGUACGCAGAUGACUUAAAGACUGUUGCCAACAGCCGUGCGGGCAUCAGCAGCCUUCACCAAGUGGUGAAGAAAUUCCUUGAUUGGACAGGUUUAGAGGCCAACCCGUCCAAAUGGGCAACACUGGGUUGGAAAUUGAACGGGACUCGGCAGCAACUAGAUCCUGUUCAACUCAAGCUGCAUAACGAGGUCUUGCCAGUGGUGAAGCUAGGGGAGGCGUAUAAAUACCUAGGACUAAAGGACGCAUUGGAGACUCCAGUGCACCAAGGGCAAGUCCUUCUGGUCAUGAGCAAAGCCAAGAAGGACAUCCUCAAGUUCCUCAGGUCAGCGUUACUCCCCUGGCAAAAGUUGGAUGCGGUGGGCACCUUUGUGAUAUCCAGGCUUGAUUAUCAUCUCAGGCACUGUUACCCCUACAAGCAGCACCUGCACCUAUUUGAUCGUCAUAUACGCUCCGCCAUAAAGGCGACGUUCAAGCUUUCAAAGAGCACGACGACAGAGAUGCUUCACCAGCCCACCUAUAGUGGAGGACUGGGGUGCACCUCUCUGAAGACGAUCGCAACAGCAACGCAGAUAGGGCAUGCUAUCCAGAUGCUCAACAGCAACGACAGCAUGAUUCGGGCAGUUGCAGAAGGCCAAGUGCUAGAAGUCAUCAAAAAGGCUUUCGUUUGCACACCUGACAGUGAAGAUAGCGACCGAGCCGCAAUACUUGCUCACCUCAACGGCAACGAUCUUCGUUGCCUGAAGAGGAGAAACAAGAAGGUGGAUAUUAGAAGCCUCUGGUCUGAGCUCCCAGGACGUCUAUCGGCUAGCAAAACGCAAAUCGAGACUGGGAGUAACGGCAGCGAUAAAGACAGCAGAUGGUUCUGGUCUAGACCAGCAACACCUCAUUAA